AUGAGUUUCGAGAUUAUAACCAGAAAUCCCCAGCCGCCUGAGCUGGUCUCUACACCCACGAACGACAUCAUUAUCGCAAUAUCUAGCAUGCAGCGCCUUUCUUUCAUCCCGGUACUUCUCCUCAUUGCCCUCGCAGCAUUUACGAGUACUGCCUACGCCUUUCCUGUUUUCGGACCUCAGGCUAGAGCUGAAUCCACGUCCACCAAGACAUCGUCACCUGUCGCUUCCCCGACACAUCCCAUGAUAACCAAACUUAAAGCAGUGUUCACGAAUGGCGGGAAGAAGUCACCCUCCGAGUUUUCAUCACUCAAACAUCAUACUAUCGGGUACGGUUUCACCCUUCCGAAAUAUGUCACUGAGAAGAGAGAAGUCCCAUUGUCGAAGAUCAAAAUGAUGCUCGAAGGAAUCACCGAUAAACCACAUGCGAUUGCAGGCCACUGCACCACCAUCUACGAGAAGGACGACAUUGACAGGCCACCACCGUUUGGCAGGCCGGGAGAAUACAUAGACCCGGAAAAACGGCCCAUUGUCUUCUUCGCCGCCAACGUGCCAAUCACAGGGGCUAAUAAUGAGAGAACCAUUGCAAUGCACAUUCCCCAAAUCCACGUAGCAGAUGCGGAGAAAAUUGGAUUGCACACCCACUGUCUCAAAUCAAAUGAGAAACCACCAAAACUAUGGGGAAUAGCUGAAUGGGAGAAAUACGGAGUUGAGUCCUGGCCUGCGAAACUAAAGGCUGAUUCUGACCCCGGAGAGCCUACUGUCAAGUCUGUUAUUAAUUCCAGCACGCAAACCAGCGGGUUGGCAGGCAAUGUAUCUCCGCAUCUCCCUGAACAUCAGCACAACGAGAAGGCGUAA
Lentinula edodes (shiitake mushroom) is the source of this 855-nucleotide messenger RNA. RefSeq lists its product as uncharacterized. The record is from RefSeq and is a predicted model, not a curated record. Bases 1 to 855 code for a protein of 284 amino acids. NCBI's taxonomy places the organism in Eukaryota, Fungi, Basidiomycota, Agaricomycetes, Agaricales, Omphalotaceae. The transcript is spliced from 5 exons.